Molecule: messenger RNA, 1894 nt
Organism: Gossypium raimondii (Peruvian cotton)
Lineage: Eukaryota; Viridiplantae; Streptophyta; Magnoliopsida; Malvales; Malvaceae
Product: beta-ketoacyl-[acyl-carrier-protein] synthase III, chloroplastic
Exons: 8
Coding region: 360-1598 (412 amino acids)
Biological process (GO): fatty acid biosynthetic process
Cellular component (GO): chloroplast
Molecular function (GO): 3-oxoacyl-[acyl-carrier-protein] synthase activity
Source: RefSeq, a predicted model, not a curated record
UACUCGAUCUGCCUAAUUCCUGCCCAACACUUGAAUUGAAUCGCUUCACUUGCAGCUUAGAAACAAAAAUAAUGGGUAAUGAUGAACUACUUUGCAUGACUAACAUAUACCCUUUUCUAUGGUGAGACAAAAAUCAAAGACUGGCAUUGGAUUUUUCCUCAUUAUUGGUCUGCCCACUUCCUUUUUUUCCCUCUUUUUCUAUCUUCGGACUUUCCAAAGAUCUUCUCCUACAACGACCUCAAAUGAAAGCUUUUGUUGCCCUCAAGUUUAGCUGAGAAAUGAUCCAUUAACCUUUUUCUCUUCUUUUCCCCCUUUUUUUUUAUUUGUAAAGUCUGUGUUUUGUGUGGGUUUUUGUUUAAAUGGCCAAGGCAUCGGGUUUUUUCACACCGAGCCUGAGGACAAAGAUUCAACCUUCAAUAGGCGUUUCUCGAUCUGGGUUUUGCUUAUCCGAAGGAAUCUUUAAGAGGGUAGUGUGCUCGAGUGGUAUUGAAAGUGCGGGGACGCAUGUUUCCUCUUCUCAAUCUCGAAUACCCAAGCUUGUCAAUAAAGGCUGCAAGCUAGUUGGUUGCGGAUCAGCGGUGCCAUCUCUUUCAGUCUCCAAUGAUGAUCUUGCAAAAAUAGUUGAUACUUCUGAUGAAUGGAUAUCUGUCCGCACUGGAAUACGAAACCGUCGGGUUAUUUCAGGAAAGGAAAAUUUAAGAAACCUAGCGGUUGAAGCGGCAAAGAAAGCUCUUAAAAUGGCAAAUGUUGAACCUGAUGAUCUUGACCUAAUCUUGUUGUGCACAUCUACUCCCGAAGAUAUUUUCGGUGAUGCUCCAAAGGUCUUGAUACUACUAGAUGCUUAUUUAAACGGUAAUUUGUUUAUGUUGUGGCAAUCUUGUAAGGUCCAAAGAGAGCUUGGCUGCACAAAAUCUCAACUAGCUCAUGAUAUUACUGCUGCAUGUAGCGGUUUUGUGCUGGGUCUCUUCUCAGCUUCUUGCUACAUUAAGGGAGGUGGUUUCCGUAAUGUUUUAGUAAUCGGAGCUGAUGUUAUGUCUCGAUUUGUUGAUUGGACCGAUAGAGGAACAUGCAUUCUUUUUGGAGAUGCUGCUGGUGCUGUUGUACUUCAGGCCUGUGAUGCUGAGGAAGACGGUUUAUUAAGCUUUGAUUUGCAUAGUGAUGGUGAGGGUGCAAGACAUCUCGGUGCCCCCAUAAACGACAAUGAAAAUGGUUCAGUGUUAGAGUUUCCUCCAAAUAGGCCCUCUUAUGCUUGCAUACAGAUGAAUGGCAAAGAAGUUUUUCGCUUUGCUGUCAGAUGUGUGCCGCAAUCAAUUGAGUCUGCCUUGGAAAAAGCUGGUCUCACUGCAUCUAAUAUUGACUGGUUAUUGCUCCAUCAGGCAAACCAGAGGAUUAUUGAUGCAGUUGCAACACGUUUAGAAUUCCCACCAGAAAAGGUCAUAUCGAAUCUGGCAAAUUACGGCAACACAAGCGCAGCAUCCAUUCCUUUGGCAUUGGAUGAAGCUGUUCGAAGUGGAAAGGUGAAGCCAGGCCAUACAAUCACGGCUGCAGGUUUCGGUGCAGGUCUAACUUGGGGUUCUGCUGUUAUUAGAUGGGGCUGAAAAAACCUGCCAAAUUAACCAAGUAGAACGAAAGACAGAUUCCUUGCAAAGAGCAGCACUUGAAUCCCCACCUACCUUAACGGAAAAGCUCACAAAUAAUCUGGAUUUGCGCCUGCAUAAUCUCAACCAGCUCCAUUUUGUUCAUUCGAAAUUGGCUACAUAUUCUAGUUGUUAGCACUGCAAAAUAAGUAUUUUUUUCUUCAAGCACUUUUUAACAUUUACAUUUUCAGUUACUCUUUUAUAAUGUUGUAAUGAUCACUGUUAUAGUGAAUCCUCUUCAACCCCUUGAGUCAAAA